AAAAACAGAGGAGUAGGCGCGUGGAUGUAGUAAAAAGGACGGGGGUGCAAAUUCCUAAUUCCUAUAAAUAUGAUGUGAAGGCAGCAGAUGAUAAAAAACAACACUUCAUUUUUAUUUAAUUUCAUCGAUCCAUCAUUCAUUCAUUCGUUAAUCGCAAAUGGCUCUCGAGGUUUGUGUCAAGGCUGCUGUUGGUGCUCCAAAUGUUCUUGGAGACUGUCCAUUUUCUCAAAGGGUCCUCUUAACUUUGGAAGAGAAGAAGAUCCAAUUCAACACUCACCUAAUUGAUGUCAGUAACAAACCCCAAUGGUUUUUAGAAGUCUAUCCUGACGGGAAGGUUCCAGUUCUCAAGAUUGAUGAUAAAUGGGUUCCCGAUUCUGAUGUUAUUAUUGCCAUUCUCGAAGACAAAUACCCACAACCCCCUCUCGCUACUCCUCCUCAAUUUUCCUCAGUGGGAUCAAAGAUAUUUGGCUCAUUCGUCAGCUUUCUGAAGAGCAAGGAUGCAAAUGAUGGAACAGAGCAAGCAUUGGUGGCUGAACUCAAUGCUUUAGAGGAACAUCUUAAGGCUCAUGGUCCUUAUGUUGCUGGGGAGAAUAUCACUGCUGUUGAUUUGAGUUUGGCACCAAAACUAUACCAUCUUGUGGUAGCACUUGGCCAUUUCAAAAAUUGGACUAUUUCUGAGAGUUUGACUCAUGUCCACAACUACAUCAAGUUGCUCUUCUCUCGUGAAUCGUUUGAGAAAACCAAGGCUGCAGAGGAAUAUGUCAUCGCUGGAUGGGCACCAAAGGUCAAUGCAUGAAGUAGCUCGAAAUUAUGAGUUUAAUGAACACCUGACGUGUACUGUGAUUUGAACAUUGUUACGAAAUAAGAAUAGGAUGAUGUAAUUUAGCAUUUUGAAGGGUUGAUGUGUGCAGUUUCUCUUAGAUAUAAUAAUUGUGUUGUUUGUUGGUGUGUUUUGUUAAUCCACUGGCUGGCUUGAAUGUGUUCAAAACCUUAUGUUCUGUUUAUUUUUCAUGUUUCUUCUUUUUAUUUUCA
Messenger RNA from Cicer arietinum (chickpea), 1032 nucleotides. RefSeq names its product glutathione S-transferase DHAR2-like. Gene Ontology annotation, molecular function: glutathione dehydrogenase (ascorbate) activity. Gene Ontology annotation, biological process: protein glutathionylation; ascorbate glutathione cycle; cellular oxidant detoxification. The record is from RefSeq and is a predicted model, not a curated record. NCBI's taxonomy places the organism in Eukaryota, Viridiplantae, Streptophyta, Magnoliopsida, Fabales, Fabaceae.